Haemonchus placei is the source of this 351-nucleotide messenger RNA. The record is from the annotation of a GenBank genome assembly. Lineage: Eukaryota; Metazoa; Nematoda; Chromadorea; Rhabditida; Trichostrongylidae.
AUGGCUGAUUAUUUUCGUUCACCUGCUUUCUACUGGUAUUUAAUCAUACUACCAGCACUUGGAAUUAAUUUUCUCGCUUUUUAUUCACCUAAUAUUCUUCGACAGUAUGUUCCUUUAAUCGGACCCAUGGCUGCUUAUAUUGGAACUCACUAUCACUGGAUAACGGUUUACACAAAUGUUUUUGCAUUAGUUGCCCAUGUUGGAGAGAGCCUUUACGCCUUGUAUCUUUGUAAAAAGCUGAAGUUUAGUCUGUCGUGUUCAGCAAAAUGGUUCGUGCAAACCUUCCUUGUAGGAUUUGCAUCACUUGGCAUUUUACGUGAUUUUGCUUCGAAAACUAAAAGAAGACGUUGA